Molecule: messenger RNA, 1586 nt
Organism: Myzus persicae (green peach aphid)
Lineage: Eukaryota; Metazoa; Arthropoda; Insecta; Hemiptera; Aphididae
Gene: Mettl2
Product: methyltransferase-like protein 2
Exons: 5
Coding region: 164-1057 (297 amino acids)
Molecular function (GO): tRNA (cytidine-N3)-methyltransferase activity
Source: RefSeq, a predicted model, not a curated record
GCUUCUUACCUAUCACAACUUCACACACGUUGAUUGUUCUGUUCUUAAAUCGUAGGUCUCGUACUACAAUAUGCAUAUUGUGUUUCCCUAAUACCUAUUACAAAUAAUACAGUAGUGGGUAGAAUAAAUAAAAAUAGGCACAUACUACAUACAAAAAUAUUAAAUGACUGAAUCAUUAGACAAAUCAAAAAGAAAACAAUUUGGUAACAGGCUUUUAAAAAACGAUGAAGACGUUUUUAAACACAAUGCUUGGGAUAAUGUGGAAUGGAAUGAAGAACAAGAAAUUCAAGCUAUAUCAGAAGUAUGUGCGCAUGUGAAAACAAAAAUGCCUUCAGAAAAAGCUGCUGAUUUAGAAGACAAUGCUGAUGAAUAUUGGAAUAAGUUUUAUUCUGUCCAUCAAGAAAAAUUUUUUAAGAACAGAUGUUGGUUGUUCACUGAGUUUCCUGAAAUAACUUCUCUUAAAAAUGAAAAACCAACUUUUAUACUAGAAGUAGGAUGUGGCGUUGGAAAUUCGGUCUUCCCUAUAUUAUCACACUGUAUAGACAGCAAUGUACAUGUAUACUGUUGCGAUUUUUCUUCAAAUGCCAUACAAAUCUUAAAAGGAAAUUCAGAAUACAACGAAGAACACUGUACAGCAUUUGUAUGCGAUAUAACUAGUGAUGAAUGGAAUCCACCAUUUGCUUUAGAGAGUUUAGAUGUUAUAUUAUUGGUUUUUGUUCUUUCCGCCAUACAACCCGAAAAAUUAAAACAUGUAGUAAGCAUGUUUUAUAAGUACUUGAAACCAGGAGGUAUAGUAUUAUUUCGCGAUUAUGGAAGAUAUGACAUGGCACAGUUAAGGUUUAAAGAAGGAAGAUGCAUAUCAGAAAAUUAUUAUAGUAGAGGUGAUGGAACGUUGGUACACUUCUUUACUCAAGAUGAUGUCCAACAAUUAUUUUUGGAAGCUGGUUUUGAACAAGUUCAAAAUAUUGUCGAUCGUCGUAUGCAAGUAAAUAGAGGUAAACAGUUAAAAAUGUAUCGUGUUUGGAUUCAAUGUAAAUAUAAGAAACCUAUUUUAUAAUAAUUACCUAACUAAAAGAUGUAUAUAAAAUAAUUGUAUCUUAUAUAAAUUAAUAUUUAUUGAAUGUAACAUGCCAGAUGUCAAUGGUUAACAUCCAUUGCCAUUUUAACAUUUUCAAAAAUAUUGACUUUUUACUAUUUUUAUUUUUGUUCAUAUUUAUCAUGCUAAAUAUUAUAAGCACAGAAAUAUAAUUCCUGAUUAAACUUUUCAAAAUGUACAAACAUUCAAAUGCUUCAUGAAAUAUUCUUAACCUAAUUUUGACUUCAGCGUAAAAGAUAACAGCCACAGUGAAUCGUACCCACGUUUCUCCUCUCCAGUUACAUGGUCUGAGUCCAGUGCAAAAUAUAUUAAUGCAUUUUAAUGACUAACUGCAAGUUAUAUGCCAAAAUUUAAAAAUAAAAUAUAUGUGAAGACAGUUCUGGAAUAUAAAUUGUGAAUUUUUUAUUACCUAAUUGUGUCUUAUCAUAGUACACAGAGUAGCUGAAUAAUGAUAUCCAUCAUCUCUAAUAAUAAAAUGAUAGAAUAAUAA